GUCAGACAGGAGGAGCAGGGGUCAGACGGCAGAAAGAGAGGGAAUACACGGUUCCGUCUCAGUUGCAGCCGCCCACUAGUGACUAGUAGUGAGAGGCAGUAGCGGGGGCAGCAUGACAGGACCCCGGGAGCAGAGGAUACAGAGCAGAAGGAAACGGGCAAAACAGGCUCCUCGGGUCUCACACGCGGUUCAUCUCAGGCUCUCGCUCCCUGACUCAGAGCUCAGUUGCCCACACGCUCCUUCCAUUCAAGCACCAUAUGCGCCUCCUCAGUGCCCUGAUGUGCCGCUGGUACGUGCUGGUGCGUGAGUGUGACACUAUGCCAAGGCUGGGCGCCCCGGGUCAGAACACAGACUGGACUGGAACUAACUCUACUGACAAUCUGCCACCAAUCGGCUAGAAGAACCGGGUGCAGCACCUGCCAAUGAUACCAGCCUCCAGCUCCAUCCAGAGCACCGCAUUGCUUUCCACUACAUGUGCUGCCCUUACCCUCUGCCAAACACCCUCACCCAGUACUGACCCUCACUCACUCACUCACUCACAGUCCCUGGGUCAGACAGCUCAAGCACCCAGCCAUUUGGUGUCACCUUUAUGCCUAGUGAGGAGACACAAAACCUUCCUCGACCUCACCUGCCCCCUAAUUAUAUAGCCCAAGGCUGUACCUGCCCCACUGACCCACCCCAGCCUCUCCCUGCCCCUGGAGCACACUGCGACUCUACUUCCAAGCUCAACCUGACAACAGUGGAGUUGCCAUGUGGUUCUCCCGGAAGGGCCGGUUGCUGCUCAUUUCACUUCUGUCUGUUGUUUUUCUCGUGGAUUUUUACUUUCAUUUGUGGCCGGUGCUGAUGCGGAGGAUCGGGCGAGACUGUGGUUGUUCUGAGAGUCGGGAGGAGACGUCUAAACUACAACAACUCUUCUCUCAUCCUCUGUACCUGCCCCAGGACCCCCUCACCCCUGCCCUCCAACACAGGCUGCUCGACAUCCACGAAACCAACGAGAAAUACAUGAAGAGGGUCGCCCACCUCCACAGGAAGGAGGAGAUCCAGAAGCACAAUGCUGCUUGGAACAGCUCCACCCACGUGACAGAGACAACCUUUAAUCUCAGCAUCCCCUGGUUGCAGUUUCACCUAGAGAUCAGCCAAGAUGCUCUAUACCCUCGGUCCAGCAAAACUGUGCAGAAACUCAUUGACUGGAUGGGAAACAUGACUAUUAUUAAAGCCGAUCUUACUCAAGAUGCAAAGAAACUAAAAGGGGAGUGUGACUGCGAAAAAAUUGUGAAGCCAAGUGGAACCCACCUGAAACUUGUCCUACAGUUCCAAGACUUGGGGAAAGCCAUGUUCAAGCCUAUGAGGCAGAGACGAGAAGAAGAAACCCCAGAAGAUUUUUUUUAUUUUGUGGAUGUUCAGAGACAUAACGCAGAAAUCGCUGCUUUCCAUCUGGACAGGAUUCUGGAUUUCCGCCGUGUUCCACCAGUGGCUGGGCGACUUGUGAAUGUGACCAGUGAGAUACUGAAAGUGACCCCAAAUGAAGACCUGAAAGAUGUGUUCUUUGUGUCUCCAGCGAAAAACGUGUGUUUCUUUGCCCGGUGCCCGUAUUCGUGUAAGACAGAGUACGCUGUUUGUGGAAACCCCCACCUGCUAGAGGGGUCACUCUCUGCCUACUUGCCAUCACAUUUCGAUGCAUUCCGGAUAUCAGUCCAGAACCCUUGGAAAAGAGCUUACACCUUCACUGGGAAGGAAGAAUGGGAAGUGAAUCCUUCCUACUGUGAUCAGGUGAAGCAGACUGAGCCUUACACCAAUAUGAAGAGGCUUCUGAACAUGAUGGAUCUGGCCAUAUUUGACUUUCUUACAGGAAAUAUGGACCGCCACCACUAUGAAUUAUUCACCAAAUUCGAAGAUGAUGGUUUCCUGCUCCACAUGGACAACGCCAGAGGGUUCGGACGUCAUUCAUAUGAUGAAAUAACAAUCUUGGCCCCUGUAUACCAGUGCUGUCUGGUGAAGGAAGACACGUGGUUACGGCUCAGACUUCUCUCCACGCCCGAGUACAGGCUGAGUGAUGUAAUGAGGGAGUCUCUCAGCCAAGACCGACUACAGAACAUCCUAACAGAACCACACUUAUUAGCUCUGGACAGGAGGCUGCAGACUGUGCUGCGAGUGGUUGAGGCGUGUGUGCAGAAGUAUGGAAAUGGGUCUGUGAUAAUUAAAGAGAAGAGGAAACGGACAGUACCCACACAUGGCCAGCAGAGGACAGUAUAGUUUUUAUGGAUUGCACCAAAAGCCAGGCCUAGUGCCCUCGUUUUAAAUGCUUCUUUAUUUUGGAAAGCGCAAACCAUCCACAUCUGGGAAAAAGAUCACCAGCUGUUCCAGCUUUCUGCUACAUUUGGCAUUGGCUAGGCCAAUCACACCUACUAAAAGCCCUUCACCCUCUGGAGCGCAGACUUCAAUAUUAAAAUAUUUUCUCCAAAUUUGUCACGUUCCAUGUUGUUAUAAUCAAAAUGAUGAAAGCAGAAAACAGGCAACACAACUUUCUUAUUCUGAUGGUAAAAUCUCCUUUCCUCUCUCAACAAUAAUUAACGUAUUUCCACUUUCAAAAGUAAAACAUAGAUCUCUUUACUGACCAUUAGAAGGUGCUACAUUAAGUAAGUGUUUACUUUCAAGUAUUUGUUGAAGGUUGUGGAAGCCAUUACAUAGCCUUAAGGACACUAUACACGGCAGAUAAAAACUACCGACAGACCGAGUCGGCAGUUUAUUGGCCCAUGUGUGGGGCCAUCCAAUCAGAUCAGCCCGAUAUCGCCCACUU
This is a messenger RNA of Xenopus laevis (African clawed frog), 2797 nucleotides long. It is a transcript of the gene fam20a.2.S, whose product is annotated as family with sequence similarity 20 member A gene 2 S homeolog. The transcript has 11 exons. Gene Ontology annotation, biological process: enamel mineralization. Gene Ontology annotation, molecular function: protein serine/threonine kinase activator activity. The record is from RefSeq and is a predicted model, not a curated record. NCBI's taxonomy places the organism in Eukaryota, Metazoa, Chordata, Amphibia, Anura, Pipidae. Bases 751 to 2253 code for a protein of 500 amino acids. Gene Ontology annotation, cellular component: Golgi apparatus.